Hydatigera taeniaeformis is the source of this 312-nucleotide messenger RNA. The record is from the annotation of a GenBank genome assembly. NCBI's taxonomy places the organism in Eukaryota, Metazoa, Platyhelminthes, Cestoda, Cyclophyllidea, Taeniidae.
GCAACGAUUGCCUACGACGUCCUUCAACUCUUCCCCUUCACCUCCGAGGCGAAGCGUAUGGGCAUAGUUGUGCGGGAUCGUGCCACUCAGGCCAUUCACUUUUACUUGAAGGGGGCCGACACCGUAAUGGCUGGUCUGGUGCAGUACACUCCCUGGAUGGAGGAUGAAGCGGGAAACUUAGCGCGUGAGGGCCUCCGUACCCUUGUUGUAGCACAUCGGGAGCUCACCGAGGAACAGUAUGCUGACUUCGCCUCGCGAGUGAACAAGCCACAUUGGAAACCUGAAUUAGUUUUCUUGAAGCGCUUUGUGUAA